GAUGCGUCUCCCGGGGCUGUGUCCCCCCGUCCAGCCUGGUGACGGUGGCAGGGCUGGGGGGACACACGGCCCUGCGUCAGCGGGUGUUUGCCCAGGCCGGGGCCCGGGGGGCUGGGGGGUAUAAAGCUGAGCCUGGCACUUCCAUGAGAAUCCAGGAAGGCUCCAGCACCGGGAACAUGGGACACCCUUGGCUCUGCUUGCUCUGCCUGGUGGGCUUCGGCCUCAUCCUGCCCAGCACCCCCGAGCCAGUUCGGGGGGUCCUUCCCCCCCUGAGCCUGCCCGGGCAGAGCCGAGAGGAGACAGAGCUGGUGGAGGUGCUGCAGGAGGUGCUGGAGAAGCUCGGGACCAGGGAUCCGCCGGCUCUGGAGAAGAGGCUGAGCUGGGUGCCCUCGUGCGAGCCCGGGGAGCCGUGCGCGGUGCGGCGCGGGGCGCGCAUCGGGAAGCUCUGCAGCUGCCCCCGCGGCACCUCCUGCAACCUCUUCAUCCUCAAGUGCUCCUGAGGG
This is a messenger RNA of Empidonax traillii (willow flycatcher), 503 nucleotides long. RefSeq names its product cocaine- and amphetamine-regulated transcript protein-like. Gene Ontology annotation, biological process: negative regulation of appetite; adult feeding behavior; cellular response to starvation. The record is from RefSeq and is a predicted model, not a curated record. Gene Ontology annotation, molecular function: neuropeptide hormone activity. The transcript has 3 exons. Lineage: Eukaryota; Metazoa; Chordata; Aves; Passeriformes; Tyrannidae. The coding region runs from base 144 to 500 and encodes 118 amino acids.